AUGGCUACCGCAGGCCACUUUGGGCCUUUUGACUCAACCUCCGAGGACUGGGAGUCCUACAUUGCGAGGUUCGAAUUCUACCUUGAAGCAAAUAAGCUGAAAGACGCUGAGCUGCAAAGGGCCACGUUCUUCAGCGUCUGUGGGAAAACCACGUUCGAGAUCGCCCGGGCGCUCGUAGCGCCAGCACAGCUCCAGGCGUUGGCGUUCAGCGAGAUCAAAGACAAGCUCCGAGACCACUUCUCACCGCAGCCGUCGGAAGUUGCCAGCCGUCAUGUCUUCCACAAGCGAGACCAAUCACAUAGCGAGUCCGUUAGCAAUUUUGUUACCGCCUUACGGAAAGCAGCGAGGAAAUGCAACUUCCCAGACCUCGAGAAUACUCUGCGAGACAGACUGGUGUGCGGUCUGCGGGACGAGAAGCUGCAGCGGCGCCUGUUUGCAAAGAAGAUGCUCACGUUUAAAGAGGCCCUGGAGGAAGCCCUCGCGGCGGAGACGGCCGAGCGGUCCACCAAGGAGGUGUGGCAGUCGCGCAGCCCGACCUUGGCCAAACGAGCAGAACCCAUUCACCACGAGGGCCUCGCGAGCGACACCGAGGAGGAUGACGAAGUCAACCGGACGCAAGCCACCAGAUCCCGGCGCUCCGAGCAGCAGCAGUACAGGGGGCCUCCAUGUGCCAGUUGUGGGGGGACCCAUGAGAGGCGGUACUGCGCAUUCAGAGAUGCAGAAUGCCGAGCAUGCAGGAGGAAGGGCCACAUCGCACGCGCCUGCAGGACAGUCAGGAAGGGAAGCUCCCCGCUGCCGAGGCGACCAGCAGAGAAGGGGCUGCGCCGGUCCAACGAGUGCAAUGCCAUAGAGGAGCACGCAGUCAGGACUCUCGUCCUGAGCACGAAGGCGACAGUACAGCCAAAGAUACGCGUCACAGUGCAGAUCGAGGGAACGCCAUGCGAGAUGGAAGUGGACUCCGGGUCAGCACUAUCCAUCAUCUCGAAGGACCUCUUUGACCGAGUGUGCACCGGCGGGAGGAGCAAGCGCCUAGAGCCAAGCGACCUGAUCCUGACGGACUUCCAGGGACGACGGGUUCCAGUGGCAGGAGUUGGCCUAGUCAAGGUCAGCUACAAGCAGUUCCAGGGCCCCCUCCGUGUGGUUGUAGUCAAGGGGCGCCUCACCAGUUUGCUGGGGCUUGAUUGGUUCGAGGCGUUGGGCAUCCACGUCACCGGGGUCCAACAAGUCAGCCAAUCAGGCAUCCGGGCAGUCUGCGAAGAAUUUCCCGGCGUGUUCGAUGGGUCCCUCGGCUGCUACAAGGGCCUGCCCGUCUCAUUCAACCUGAAUGCAGCUGCAGCGCCAGUCCGCCUCAAGGCACGCCGGGUCCCCUUCGCCCUCAAGCCGCGCAUAGAUGAGGAGUUGGACCGCCUGAUCGCACAGGGAGUUCUCGAGCCCAUGUCGCAUGCCUGCUGGGAGACACCAAUCGUCACGCCCAUCAAGGCCAACGGGGACGUGCGAAUCUGCGCGGACUACAAGUGCACUAUCAACAAAGCACUGCAACAACACGCGUACCCCGUGCCGGUGGUCAGCCACCUUCUGGCAUUCUUAGCGGGGGGACGCAUAUUUGCAAAGAUCGACCUGGCACAAGCAUACCAGCAACUGCCAGUGGAUGAAGCUACCGCGGAGGCGCAAACCAUCGUGACCCACCGCGGAGCGUUCAAGGUCAAGAGACUCCAAUUUGGGGUGAGCGUAGCCCCAGGCAUCUUCCAGGGACUCAUGGAGGGGUUGCUGCGGGGAAUCCCGGGCGUCAUUCCGUACUUUGAUGACGUCCUGAUCGCGGGAUCCACCCCCUCCGAGCUCUCCGACAGGCUCCGGGAAGUGCUGCGCCGCCUCCAAGACGCGGGACUCAAGGUAAAGAAGGAGAAGUGCCAGUUCGGCGUGCCCAGAGUAGAGUUCCUAGGAUUCCUCAUCAAUGCAGACGGAAUCCACCCAACGGAUAGCAAGGUGCAAGCCAUCUCCCAAGCUCCGCCACCUCGCUCCAAGAAGGAGCUCCAAGCCUUCUUGGGGCUACUGAACUUUUACCACGCCUUCCUACCGCACAAGGCGUCGCUGGCGGAACCCUUGCACCGCCUCCUGGAAAAAAACGCCAAGUGGACGUGGGACCGCAGGCACGCCCGUGCGUUUACAGCGGUCAAGGAGCUCCUGUCAUCCGAGGCAGUGCUGACGCAUUUCGACGAAAGCAAGCCGCUCAUCCUUGCCAGCGAUGCUUCUCUGUAUGGGAUCGGCGCUGUGCUGAGCCACCGGAUGCCAGACGGCCGGGAGACGCCAAUCGCCUACUUCUCAAGAUCCCUGUCACGAGCUCAGCGGAACUACGCACAGAUCGACAAGGAGGCCCUGGCACUGGUAGCAGGAGUCAAGAAGUUCCACGACUACGUCUACGGGCGGCGGUUCGAGAUAACCACAGACCACAAGCCGCUACUUGGCCUAUUAGCGGCGGACCGGCAAACGCCGCAAGUAAUGUCACCCCGGAUGCUGCGCUGGUCGGUGUUCCUGUCUGCCUAUGACUACCAGGUGUCCUACAGGCCGGGGAAGGCCAUUGGGCAUGCCGAUGCCCUCAGCCGCCUGCCAUUGCCAGAGCCUGCCGACGACCCCUCACCGGCCCACGGGGUCAUGCAGAUCGAGGACUUGCCACAGCCCCCCCUUGUGGCUUCGGACAUAGCGGCACACUCUGCCAAGGACCCCACUCUCUCCCGGGUCCUCAACUGGGUGUGGAGGGGGUGGCCAGCGGGGGGAGCUGAACCUGAGCUCCAACCAUUUCACUCCUGCCAACUUGAGCUAUCAGUGCACAAAGGGUGUCUACUCUGGGGGAGCAGGGUCGUCGUUCCCCCCAAGCUGCGACAGCGGGUGCUAGAGGCGCUGCACGUGGGGCACCCAGGGAUAGUAAAGAUGAAGGCGCUGGCCCGCAGCUACGUGUGGUGGCUGGGAAUAGACAGGGAGGUGGAAGGAUGGGUCCGGGCUUGCCAGCCUUGCCAAGAAGCCCGGCCUGAAAUGCCGCAAGCUCCGGUGCGAGCCUGGGAGACAACGCGAACGCCAUGGUCGCGGCUUCACAUAGACUUUGCGGGCCCCUUCCAAGGACACACUUUCCUAGUCGUUGUGGACUCAUACUCCAAGUGGCUGGAGGUAGUCCCGGUAUCAGCCAUGACGUCAGGAGUUGUCAUCCGCGCCCUUCGGUGCCUAAUUGCAACACACGGGCUGCCGGACACCAUCGUGUCGGACAACGCCGCCCAGUUCACGUCACGGGAAUUUCAAACGUUCCUGGAGAACAAUGCCAUCCGGCACGUCACAUCGGCGCCGUUUCAUCCCUCCACGAACGGGCAAGCGGAGCGCAUGGUGAGGUCAACGAAGGAGUCACUGCACAAGCUCGGCCGGGGGGAUUUUAGCCAGCGUCUGGCGGACCUCUUGCUGCGUCAACACAUCACCCCCCAUGCCACGACGGGCCGGAGCCCAGCAGAGCUGCUAAUGGGGUGGAGGUUGACCACACUACUGGAUCGGCUGCACCCAGACUUCGCACCCGACGCCAAAGGAGAGACGGAGGCGCCGGACCUGCCCCGAGCGUUCCAGCCAGGCGACCGAGUGUAUGCCCGGAACUACGGGGCCGGGCCAGUCUGGAUACCGGCAACCAUCUCCAGGACUACUGGACCCGUCUCCUACGAAGUAGCCAACUCCAAGGGCAAGAUCUACCGCCGGCACAUCGACAAGCUGCGGAAACGAUGGCCACCGCGAGAGCCGGAACGGGAUGGUAACUUGCCCCCUUGUGUCACAGAGACUAGAGAGGUAGCUGGCGCGGCAACCGGGAGCCACCCGGGCGGGCCGGGGGGAAGCCACGACCCGCUACCAAUGACACACGGCGCUGCAGGCGCCGCCGAGACAACCCCCUCCAUUCCUGCUGGGGAACCGGCAACCGAUAGCGAGGGACCGACCGCGGGGAGCCAGAACACAGAGGGGUUGCGCAGGUCCCAACGGGUGCGCCAACCACCGGCCUUUCUGGGGGACUAUGUUUGGAGCGGGGCGCCCCAAGCUUAG
Molecule: messenger RNA, 4062 nt
Organism: Eublepharis macularius
Lineage: Eukaryota; Metazoa; Chordata; Lepidosauria; Squamata; Eublepharidae
Exons: 1
Coding region: 1-4062 (1353 amino acids)
Biological process (GO): DNA integration
Molecular function (GO): nucleic acid binding
Source: RefSeq, a predicted model, not a curated record